AUGGACCAUUCAUUGCCUUCCGCCUUGCCUUUUCCUUUUGACGCCGUGUCCCGUCCAUCGUACUAUGUGAGGCUCAACCAGGCUUUUGCGGAGCACAUUGCGGAACAUUGCAAGAUAGGCGAUUCGGUUUGGGUACAGGACUAUCACUUGAUGCUGGUCCCAGCCAUGCUCCGAAAGAUGGUUCCCGACCUCCAGAUUGGCUUUUUUCUUCAUACCGCGUUUCCGUCCUCCGAAGUUUUCAGGUGCUUAGCCACGGAUAAGGAGCUACUUAUAGGUCUACUCGGUGCCGACUUGCUCGGCUUCCAGAUCGACGAGUACUCUGGCCAUUUUCUACGAUCUUGUAGCAGAGUCCUUUCCGUUGAAGCUACCGACGAAGGGAUUCAAUUAAACGACCGCUUUGUCAACGUGGGUACAUUCCCAAUUGGCAUUGAUCCAACCUUGUGGGAUCGGCGAAGACAGCUAGCCGAUAUUAGGGUCUUGAUCGACACUAUCUUGGCUCGGUACCGUGGUAAGCGGAUCAUCAUUUCCCACGACAAGAUGGACUCUAUCGGGGGGAUCCGCCAGAAGCUGUUAAGCUAUGAACAUUUUCUUAACACAUACCGGGAAUGGGCAAACGAUAUAGUUUUGAUACAAUUAGUUACUAGCACUACACGGCAGCCCGACCUGGAAGCGACUAUAUCCGACAUUGCUCUACGCAUAAAUUCUGCCUAUACGACCCUUGAACAUCAGCCCUUGAUAUUUCUCAGGCAGGACCUCCUGUCUGCACAGUACGUCGCACUUAUCACGGUAGCAGACGUGCUGAUAGUCACCAGCCUUCGAGAGGGAAUGAAUCUGACCAGCCACGGGUUCGUUUACUGCCAAGACGGGCUCUGUAGUAAUAAGGCGUACGGAUCAAUGAUUCUCAGCGAGUUCACGGGUAGUGCAUCCAUAUUUGGUGAUAAUGCGCUCCUAAUCAAUCCUUGGGACUUCCGUCAGUGCGCAAAUGCAAUACAUACGGCAUUAGUUCGGAACCGGGAAGAGCGAAAGAAGGCUUGGGAGCAGCUUCACAGAUCACUAUUGGAUAAUACAGCAACAAAUUGGGUUAAGUCCUUUAAAGAAAGGCUGUCUCAUGUCUGCAGCAAACAGUUAUCGCACCGAAGGUGCACACUACCGUGUCUUUCCGUCGACCGUUUAAAAGAUCAAUACCGACAGGCGCGCCAUCGCAUGAUAUUUAUCCAAUACGAAGGCACAUUAGCACCCUGGAGACCCCCAAGUGGCGUCAUGUUUCUUGUCACGCCCCAACGUGCAGUAACAACCUUGAGCGACCUGACAGACGAUCCACUCACCGUCGUUUACGUGGUAAGCUCAAGAACACUGGAGGAACAGGAGCGACACUUCCGCCAUGUUGCUGGUGUAGGAUUGAUUGCCGAACAUGGGUGCUUUUUGCGUGAGCCGCACGCCACUGAAUGGAAGAAGUUGGUGAGCGAAGGGCAGACGGAUACGUGGAGAGAAGGGGUAUUCUGUAUCUUUGCAUACUUCCAUGAACGAAUGGAAGGUAGCUGGGUCGAAAUGCGCCACUUUUCGAUUGUCUUCCACUUCGGUUCGGUGGCCGACACAGCAAUGGCCAAGCGUCUCGCAGCUGAGUGUGCAGACCAGAUUAAUGAUGCCUGUGCCAAUCAGGGCAUUCACGCUAUUAUCUAUGAGUCUGCUGUGAUAGCCGAGCCUAUUAAUACGAACAAGCGUCCCGCGGCGGAAGUGGCGUGGCGCUACGCGGAAAGCUCCAACAAUUCAAAGCCUGACUUCUUGUUGAUCAUUGGUGGUGACCGUGAGGAUGAGGAUUGGUUCAGGUGGGCCAAUGAGAUGGAGAGCACUGGUGCAGUCGUUUACUCCAUGACAGCGACAAUAGGCUCACAAGGCUCUGAGGCUAAGACGAGGUUGACACAUGGAGUGACAGGCAUUCUUGAUUGCUUACAGCGACUGGCCUCCGACUAG
Messenger RNA from Penicillium hordei, 1971 nucleotides. RefSeq names its product trehalose-6-phosphate synthase. The transcript has 2 exons. The record is from RefSeq and is a predicted model, not a curated record. Gene Ontology annotation, molecular function: catalytic activity. Bases 1 to 1971 code for a protein of 656 amino acids. Gene Ontology annotation, cellular component: cytosol; alpha,alpha-trehalose-phosphate synthase complex (UDP-forming). Lineage: Eukaryota; Fungi; Ascomycota; Eurotiomycetes; Eurotiales; Aspergillaceae. Gene Ontology annotation, biological process: trehalose biosynthetic process.